AUGGAUUGGAGGUGUCACAAUGGUGUUAAUGAUAUCUCUCCUUUCCUGCUUUUUGAAGCCAUUGGCGACUCCGAAGAUAUUGACGCCGAUCUUGCAACGGUAGGCAACGAAUAUCACCGCGAUGAUGAUGCCGGGUCGUGUAGUUCCGAGACAUGUGAUGUCAUUUUUGUUGAUGAUGAUUCUAGAAACGUUAAUAAUUAUUUUCAAGAUAGGCAUGGAGAUGUUGAUGUUACAGAUGAAAAUGGGUUCGUUUACAAGAACACAACAAGUUUAUCGAGUUUAUCAUCUUCGUCUGUAUACUUGGAUGGUGAUAAUCAUCAAGAGUCAAAAAUGGUAUACAAGAACGGUAGUAGUACUAGUGCUGUAAAGGAUGACGAUGAAGAUAUUGAGGAUGAGAAUAUGAAGGUAAUGAAUGAAAUGGAGAAGAACAAGCUCUUCUGGGAUAGUUGUUUAGGCUAUUAA
Papaver somniferum (opium poppy) is the source of this 462-nucleotide messenger RNA. RefSeq lists its product as uncharacterized. Bases 1 to 462 code for a protein of 153 amino acids. Lineage: Eukaryota; Viridiplantae; Streptophyta; Magnoliopsida; Ranunculales; Papaveraceae. The record is from RefSeq and is a predicted model, not a curated record. The transcript has a single exon.